Megalobrama amblycephala (Wuchang bream) is the source of this 2403-nucleotide messenger RNA. Its product is annotated as zinc finger protein OZF. The transcript is spliced from 4 exons. Gene Ontology annotation, biological process: regulation of transcription by RNA polymerase II. The record is from RefSeq and is a predicted model, not a curated record. Bases 42 to 1655 code for a protein of 537 amino acids. NCBI's taxonomy places the organism in Eukaryota, Metazoa, Chordata, Actinopteri, Cypriniformes, Xenocyprididae. Gene Ontology annotation, molecular function: DNA-binding transcription factor activity; RNA polymerase II cis-regulatory region sequence-specific DNA binding.
AGUACGACAUCAAACUAGGAUGUAUUUACAUUCAUUCAUGUAUGAACUCGCACUCCAGCGCAGUAGGAGGCGCUCUGACGCUCUUCAGUCCGCCAGUAAAACACACCAGAACGAAAGAAAGAAGAGCUUACAGUUUGAACAUUCAGCCGAUGUUGAGCAUGAAAGCGCAGAUGGAUGUGAUCUGCUGUAAAUCAGUAGGAACUGAUCUGUCCAUGCUGGAUAUUGAGGAUUUCAUCAGUGAAAUCUGUCAGCUGAAGAAAGAGGUGGCGUCACUGGAGGCAAAGCUGAGAGAAAGAGGAGACAAUCCCAACAGAGAGGAUUCAGUCUGGAGCGUCAGAGAUCAGAGAUCCACUCAGGAAUCAGAUCUCAGCCUCAGUUUACUCUGUUAUACUGACGCUCAGGAGAGCGUGUGUGACAGUCAUGGAUCAGCUGAUCAAACCUCCACAGAGUCUGACUGUAACGCUGGAGAACAGCAGAAGCCGCUGAAGGUGUGCUCCAUCAAACUGGUGGACUGCAGGAAUUCAAAGGAGACAAGAGAAGAAACCACUGCAGAGAAAGAGAAAGUACAGAGCGAUGAUCAUGGCAACAGUGAUAAUGAUGAUCAUUGUGAUGAUGAUGAUGAUGAUGAUGACUUUAUUCCCUCAGAUGAAAACGGCGGUUUAUCUUCUGACGAAGAAACAGCCUCAACAUCAAAAGAUCAGCCAACAGCAAAGAGUUUUUCCUGCGUUACCUGUGGAAAAACAUUCAGAAGACAAGGACAUUUAGCGAGACAUGAGAGAAAACACACAGAAAAGAAAGACUUCACUUGCAAGAGAUGCAACAUCAGCUUUCCUACCUUAGAAGAGAGGAAACGUCAUUCAAAAGAGCACAGUGUGAAGAAGGAGUUUCGCUGCGAACAGUGCGGGAAGGUUGCUUUCACUUCUGGCAAUCUGAAGAUUCACAUGAAGACGCACACUGGCGAGAAGCCCUUCCACUGCAGCGAGUGCGACAAGAACUUCAGCACGAAACAAUCUCUUAUUGUUCACAAGCGAAUCCACACGGGCGAGAAGCCGUACAAGUGCCCUCACUGCGAGAAAAGAUUCAGAGAUGGCUCCCAUUUCAAGACACACAUGCGUUCGCACGCCAGCGAGAGGCCGUAUCAGUGCAGCGAGUGUGGGAAAACCUUUAAGCAGCCGAUUUGUCUAAUAUCUCACCAAAAAAUACACUCUGAAAAAAUGCAUCGAUGCUCGCACUGUGACAAACGUUUCCGUCAGAUAUCUCAGCUGAAACGGCACGAGAGAAUGCACUCCGGAGAGAGACCGUACCUGUGCUUUCACUGCGGGAAGAGCUUUUCUGAUCCGGCUCAUUUCAGAGUCCAUCAGAGAGUUCACACCGGAGAAAGACCGUAUCACUGCAGCGUUUGUGGGAAGAGUUUCCGUCAAAACACCAACUUACUGAAGCACCAGAGGAUUCAUACAGGGGAAAGACCAUUCAAGUGCUCACAUUGUGACAAGACGUUUGCUCGAACAGAUGUGCUGAAGAUCCAUGAGCGAGUUCAUACAGGAGAGAAACCUUACCGCUGCUCCAUCUGUGGCGAGAGAUUCGCUUAUUUAGGGGGUUUUCAGGCCCACCAGAACAAACACGCUAAAGAACAAACUGCUCCAGAAACAUCAUAGUGUCUUUUCACAGUUCAAUCCCUCAGCUGAUCUUAAAAAUGUACAUUGAGCUCCUGCUGCCAGUAGGUGGCAGAGUCACAUUGAGGUUUUAUGUCAAUCAUGAGUAGGGAUGAAUUGACAGAGCAGGACAAUUGCAAUGAUGUGAUUUACAGUUAGUCCCUGCUGGAAGGUGCUGUAACUACACCAUUCUGUGGGCAAAAAGUACCUAUUCAAAAUUUAAAUCCCAAAUGAUUUUAUAAUAUUAUUGCAGAUGUUUGGCCAUGGUAACAUACACUGUUACCAUUGAGAUGAACAGGACUGCUAAUAAAUAGCUUUCUGCAGGUGUGUUAGACAUUCUGGAUAUGCACUAUUAAGGAAAUUGUGAAAAAAAAAGAGAAAUCAUUGGUAAAUGUGAUAAACAUUAAUGCAUUAAACUUUGACAGCUCUGAUUAUAAAUUAAUUUAGCUACAGCAUACUUGAGCUUCACCUAGACCUUGACCCAGGUAUUUUAUUAUUUUUUAUUUACCAGAUUGUAAAUUUUACCCAUUUUUCUAUAGCAAAAUUGAGCAAGUUUGAGUCUGUUAAUAACAUAAUUAUGGAUAUAUAUAUUCACAGAGAGAGGAGGUUGGAUUUUCAUUUAAAGACAGCAAUUAUGUGAUAAUUUCAUUUACAAUUAAUCAGGAGGACCAGACAUACAAAAUAAAAGGGAUGUACAAUAUUUCAAUCAUUUAAACAUACAAAAUAAAAGGGUUGUACAAUAUUUCAAUCA